GCACUUGGCUAGACGUUGUGCUCGGAAGCGGAAUAUCCCUGUUGGCUUUUUUCAUCAUAAACAAAGCAAAAUGGUUUUAUUUUGUUCAGUGGAAUAUCGUUUCAUGUAGCCAAACAGCCUCGUUUUCACUUUAUAUCCUCUGUUUGUGCUAGAAUACGUUAUUGUCGUUUGUGUUAGCUGACUAGCUAAUAAGCCAGCUAACAGCUAAGGUUGUUUUGAUUAUUAAUGUGAACACCAACGUUGCAUCUACGGUGUCUGGACUCGGUUGUCCAGAGCUAAUACAAACCGCCGAAAGAUCUUUUCCGUAUAAUCCAGUGGAAUGACGAAAUUAUUUUUUGUCUCCGAAGUAAAGGAUACAGUUGAUGUAAAUCGUGAGAUUUACACCAGCUAGCUGGUAACCUAACGUUAACGUCAAACGGCAGUCGCCAAGCUUUCGCUAUCUCUGCUGGGGACCCUCUGGUUCGUCCCUUACCCCGAACAGUGGACUUCUGGCGAGCUGAAAAAGCUCUCUGUGAAUCGGAUCCAAUGCGUGGGAUGAUGGGGACCCAGAGUAGUCCUGUAAAGAGUUACGAUUAUCUCCUAAAAUUUCUUUUGGUGGGAGACAGCGAUGUCGGGAAGGGAGAAAUAUUGGAAAGUUUGCAAGAUGGCUCAGUAGAGUCUCCUUACGCCUACAGCAGUGGGAUUGAUUAUAAAACCACCACGAUUCUGCUGGAUGGGAGAAGAGUGAAAUUAGAGUUAUGGGACACAUCAGGGCAAGGUAGAUUCUGCACCAUCUUCAGGUCUUACUCUCGUGGAGCACAGGGCAUCCUGCUCGUGUAUGACAUCACUAACGGCUGGUCAUUUGAUGGCAUUGACCGUUGGAUUCGGGAAAUUGACGAGCAUGCCCCAGGUGUACCCAGAAUACUGGUGGGAAACCGACUUCACCUGGCUUUCAAGCGGCAGGUACCAACCGAACAGGCAAGGGCUUAUGCAGAGAAGAACAGCAUGACUUUCUUCGAGGUCAGUCCGCUCUGCAACUUCAACGUCAUUGAAUCCUUCACAGAGCUUUCACGCAUCGUGCUGAUGAGACACGGGAUGGAGAAAUUUUGGCGGCCCAACAGAGUCUUCAGCCUCCAAGAUCUGUGCUGCCGUUCGAUAGUGUCCUGCACACCGGUGCACCUCAUUGACAAACUGCCCCUCCCUGUCGCCAUCAAGUCCCACCUCAAGUCUUUCUCUAUGGCCAAUGGUAUGAAUGCAGUCAUGAUGCAUGGACGCUCCUACUCGGUGGCCAACAGUGCAGCCUCGGGUGGCAGCGGCGGUGGAAGCAAAGCCAACAGUCUCAAACGCUCAAAGUCCUUCAGGCCUCCACAGAGUCCUCCAAAGAACUCGUCGUCUUCCUCAAAGGGGAACUGUAAGAUUUCAUAGUGAAGAAGCGGACUAAUGGUUGCCUCCAUAGGACCAAUAUUAAAGGUGUUGUUGCUCCGAGAGGUCACGAGGCCAGAGAGGAGCAUGGAGAGCUGCCAGCUAUCUUCAUCAGAAACGGAUAUAGCUGCAAACUCACAUUAACCUAUGGGAACUGACAUGGAUGGCUGGGUUGUUUUCUGUUUUCUUUGCGCUUGCCGGUGCCAUCUUGUGGAUGUCCAUUUACUUGUACUCUUUACUACAGAAGCUCACUGUGAUCAAGUAGAACAAGAUUUCCCUGGGACCAACAGAUGUGAAUUUAAGGAUUAUCACUCACCUGUUAACACUACAAAUGAGUGGAGAGACAUUAGCUAGCUUUUAUGUGGAUCAGGAUUGUUUAUUGGUAUUUAAAGUUGACUUGAAGUUGUAAAUAUCCUGUAUGUGCUGUCGUUUUGGUCUGUGUGUAGUGAUUGUUCUUGGGGAGGAGCUUCUUGCGCUUGUUUUGUCUUGAAUGUUUUGGGAGCUUUGAUGCUUUGAUGUACAACUUAUUUGUGUGUCUUAUGCCCUUUGCCUACAGUAGAAAAUUCCCUUUACAGCCUCAAGAAUACUGAGCUACUUAUUUAAAACUCAGAUUAGUUCAGUUUUACAUAAGACCAGCUUAAAUUGAAUGUCAUGAGCUUGUGGGGCUACUUUCCCAGGUACAAUAGUUCUAGACUUAAGAAAAAUUCAGAUGAGUACUUCUGACAACACUGAUAAACACUCUUUAGUCUAGCACUACUUAUUCUGUGAAACUGUCCGGCAAAGACAAGCCAAGUUGUCUUGUUUGCAAGACUUUUUGUGGUGCCCCUGAAUUUUUAGCCCAAAUGAAUUCACCCUCCAUCUCCAUCAGUCAUUGGUUCAGACAUCUAUUGACUGUCUCAGGCCAUUUAUGCAGCUAAAUCUAAUGGUCCUAGUUGUAUUAUUGCCUUAAAUGGUUUAAACCAUCAACAGCAUGAUCAAUAUGAAUCUGUUAACGCCUGGGGCAAUUAAAAGAUUGCUCGGUGCUGAUGAGGAAACCUUGUACAAACUCAGAUGUACAGCUUGUUUGCUCAAUUACGGCGUUUUGCCUUCAGAACCUUCUGCAGUGAUGUCUUGGACUGUGUAAACUCACAGGACACUGGUGUGAGGAACAUUUUAAUUGGAUUGAUUUUUGGAUAUUUUAUGUAUAUGCUAUGUAUUUAUGAAUGUAAAACAAUAUUCAUCUGCUACCUUUCAGUGGCCCUGUGGUAAUAUGUGGGACUGUAAGAAUCAGAGGUGGAAAGUCACUGAGUACUGUAUCUGCUACUGUCAUAUUUUUAUUGAACAUUGCUGCUUGUCUGAGUAUUUGUACUUUUGCUACUUACAGUCUUACUUAAGUCUUAUUUCCCAACCUUCUUCAAAUGUGUGUAAAAUAAUAAUAAAUGGGGUUAUAAUGAUUGUUUACAGUACUUAUUUUUCUGGACACAAUGCAAGAGCCAUGUAAUGUUAUAGGAACUUAAAGACACGUUUUUAAAUCAGAGCGAACUAAUGAUACUUUUGUUUUAAUAAUUGAAUAAUUUACACACAUAUAUGUGUUCUAAUAUAAAUUCUUAGUCUUCUUUCCACCUCUGAUUAACAUGUGCUGUAUUUCCACUUCAACAUUCCCAGUGUCAUGGCUGUAUGUAUGUAUUAAGAUCAACGAGUGCAUAAAAAAAUCGGUGCAUGUUUCCUACUGGCGCCUGUUUUAUGUGGUGUAUGGUGUGAGACCAGUACAACAGGCAAACAGAAACUCUUGGGUGAACAUUUAAAGCACUAUGUGUAACGUUUGAUACCGACCGUUGCUAUCAGAGCUGUGUGUCCAAAGGUUUGGAUACGGGCUGAAUUAAUUUUGUCUUCAUUGAAAACAGUCACCCAUCAAAA
Seriola dumerili (greater amberjack) is the source of this 3297-nucleotide messenger RNA. RefSeq names its product ras-related protein Rab-40C-like. The coding region runs from base 526 to 1404 and encodes 292 amino acids. Lineage: Eukaryota; Metazoa; Chordata; Actinopteri; Carangiformes; Carangidae. Gene Ontology annotation, molecular function: GTP binding; GTPase activity. Gene Ontology annotation, biological process: protein localization to plasma membrane; intracellular signal transduction. Gene Ontology annotation, cellular component: plasma membrane; endosome; synaptic vesicle. The record is from RefSeq and is a predicted model, not a curated record. The transcript has 6 exons.